Molecule: messenger RNA, 2651 nt
Organism: Babjeviella inositovora NRRL Y-12698
Lineage: Eukaryota; Fungi; Ascomycota; Pichiomycetes; Serinales
Exons: 2
Coding region: 182-2206 (674 amino acids)
Cellular component (GO): mitochondrion
Molecular function (GO): GTP binding
Source: RefSeq, a predicted model, not a curated record
UGUAAACUAACUCGAAUGAUAGAACACCCCUUAUGUUAACAGCCAAGGUCUGAUAUAGCCGCAAAGAAGAAAAAAAAAGUAUUAUCCAUGCAGGAGUGAAAUAUUUCAAGUGCCAACAAACUCCAUCUAACAAGUUCCUUCUUUAAGAUCAGGCCCCGUUCUCAGUUCUCUUGCAAGUUACAUGAUUUUAAGAUCUCAUACACACCUGUUUACAAGACUUCCACGUCUCCUUGCCGCACUCAGCGUUUCUGUGGCACCAUGCCACUCGUUCCCGCCCUCGUUCCUGCGAUCCAGCAGGGCCGCCCAGACCAAAGAUAAACGCUUCGACAAGAAGUUACGCAAGCACCAGUAUUUUGAACAGUAUAGUGCGUCUCCGGUAUCGACCAACUUUCCCUCCGUGCCCGUAGCGGAGCUUUUUGCCCCCGGAACGCAGUGUGAUUCCUGCGGCGUAUCCUUGCAGAAGGAUGUGCCAGGCGAGAGCGGCUACUUUGUGAUGCCUAGGCCGAAGACCAAGAAGGCAGUGAGACAUACCGUUUCGCAUCUUUCUGCAGUGGACCAACGAUUGUUGUUGAAUGCGGAUGUCUUUGAGACGGACGAGGAGUUUAUGAAAUUCACUAGCAGUACUGGUGAAGCCCCCCACCAAGUGACGGACGAGAUAGUCCGGGCAGAGGCGGCAGUUCAGGUAGCGGCGGGUGGUCAGAAGGUGACAUGCGAUACUCCCCACACACACGAAGCAUCAGCUCCGCCAAUGGAGUUUAGCAAACUCAUAUGCCUCCGCUGCCACGAUGCAGUUCACAGUAACAAAUUUACCCUCGAAGCCCCCUCGCCCAUGAAUGAAAUCCUCCGCAAAAUCCCACCUGGUUCCCAACUCGUCCACGUGAUCAACGCCUUUGAUUUUCCCCACGGUCUCUACCCUCUCGAGGACUGCGACUCGUGCGAAGUUAUCUAUGUGAUCAACAAAACUGAUCUUCUCUUCCCUAACGAGGUGAACGCCGCGACGCUCGGACACGCAUACUUUGCUAACGUGUUGCGCAACGCAGUUGGUGCGCGCGCAGAAAACGUCUUUGUUGCGAGUGCGAAGUGUGACUGGAGUGUGCGGCGCUUGGUGAAGCGACUCGGACCAGUUACUUAUAUUGUGGGCGAGGUUAACUCGGGUAAGAGCACGCUCAUCAAGACGAUUCUCAACCUGAGCUCCGCAGAGCAUCUCUGGGGCAUCCCUAGCAAGGAAGUUGGUCCUGGUGCGUCGUAUUUCCCUGGCUUUACCAAGGAGAAUAUCAAAUACAAGGUGCACGACAAGCUCACAUUGGUGGACGUGCCGGGGUGCGCACGCGCGGGUGCAGGGAUUUACGACUACAUGCAGCCCCGCGACAUUGCCGCGAUCGGGCGCGGCGAGAAGGUGAUCCGCAAGAACCAGUACCACGAGCGGUAUGAGACGGUGCGUGGUGGCCAGGCCUACUCGAUGGGCGGGUUUGCGUAUGUGGUUCCGCCACGCGGCGUAAUCGCGCAGGUGGUAAAACACAGCGCUGCACGUCAAUGGGUGUUUUCCGGGAUGGAAAAGGCGAAGUAUACGUGCGCGAAAAGGGAUAGGUCAAAUGAGAAGAUCUUUUCGGUUGGGGAGGAUUCGGUGGAGAAGCUCAGACGGUAUGUGAUUCCGCGGUUCCAUGGUUCAAUUGAUGUGGUGGUGAAGGGUGUGGGGUACUUGACGAUUAAACCGACAUCGCGUAAAACUGACAGCGAAGCGGGUAGUUCAAGAGAAAUGCCUGAUAUUUCUAAUACUAUUGCCACUCCCAGGGUCAUUUCUGAUAUUUAUGGCGCGUCCAGCACUUCCAGUGCCAGAACUUCCGAAAGUUCCUUUUUCGAAAUCUACGCCCCCGAACACGUCGAGAUUCUCAUCCGCGAACCCAUUCGCUUCUACAUCUCCAAAUCCCCUAUUGCUAACCAGAAAUAUGCCGUCUUCGAGCCCCGUAAGGAGGCUCAUCGCAACCGUAAGUUCGGCUACUUGGCCGUUCCCACUGAUAAAACCAUUUUCUCCGAGUUAGUCCCAGUGCCGGAGGCCUUAGAGGGAAAUUUGACGGAGUACGUGGAAAAGUACACUGAAGCCAAGCAGAAGAAGCGUGGGUGCUAUCUUACGAGCUUGGGCAAGACUGAAGAAGGGCACGUAGAAUACGGAUUGAAGCAUAAUGCGGAGUGGAUUGCGCCGUUCUAGCAAGUGCGGGGGAAAUGUUGCCUACUAAAUUGAGAGUAUUUAUCUUCAGAUUGAACGGAACCACUUUCAAACUGAGUGUAUUUGCUGUUAGAUUUACAGCUUUUUGUGAAGCAGUUCAGGGAUGCAAAACCGACUUAGAGCGCCGGCCAAAUCAUGUAAAUAGUAGUGAGUGGGUUGUUAGUUCGUCGAAGAUGGUGUCAUCCUGAUAGACAAACCAACGAUUUGAAAGGUAAGCAACAUAAUAUAAGUGACAAUAUGGUGCUAUAAGAAUGGGUCCGGAGAGAUAGAGCUUACAGAAUAAAAAUCCUCGCUUAUUGCCCAAAAUUCCCACAUGCGCGUGUAAAAUCAGCCGAUAUCUUUUAUCUCAUCAAUUCAUGGUUUGAACUACUGAAGAAGCGCUGUCGUUUCACAUUUUAGAUUUUUAGGGAUAACCUUUUCUCUGGAC